AUGUAUGAAUCAGAAUGUUGGGCAACGAAAGUGACGGCUGAAAGAAGAGUGCACGCAGCCGAGAUGAGAAUGCUGAGAUGGCUGUGUGGAGUGACGAGGAAAGAUCGGAUUAGAAAUAAGAAUGUAACUGGAAGUUUGAAAGUAGCAUCCGUGACGAAGAAAAUAAGGCGCAGUAGGUUAGCGUGGUAUGGGCAUGUAAUGAAGAGGGAUGAACGCUAUAUUGGUAAACGAAUGAGAGAUGAAUGUCGAAUGACGAAGAGCGAUCGGUGGGUCAAAAAAGCAAUGGAUGAAUUGUGUGAGUCAGGACAUGAGAAACAAAAGAAUAAGCGCUGA
Molecule: messenger RNA, 333 nt
Organism: Melitaea cinxia (Glanville fritillary)
Lineage: Eukaryota; Metazoa; Arthropoda; Insecta; Lepidoptera; Nymphalidae
Exons: 1
Coding region: 1-333 (110 amino acids)
Source: RefSeq, a predicted model, not a curated record